AUCCAGAAGAGCUGCAUUCCUCAGCUUCACUCCUCCCCCUGGCUGCUGUGUGUCAGUAGGUGGAGGGUUCGAGUCCCGGCCGCCCUCCAGACUGAGCUCCCGACGCUGAGGAAGAUCAUCAAUGAAACUGAGAGAAGCUCGAAUCCACAGGUGGAGCCUGGCGCUGCUGAGUGAUGGAGCUGAAGGUGUGGGUGGAGGGCGUGGUCAGGGUGGUGUGUGGUCUAUCCCUGAACACUUCCUGUCAGGAGGUCGUGAUCACUCUGGCACAAGCGAUUGGUCAGACAGGUCGUUACAUCCUCAUCUUAAAGUUCCGAGGGAAUGAGAGACAGCUGGUUGCUGACGACUGUCCUCUGCAGCAUCUGACCCAACUGGGACAGCUGGCUGCCGAGGUCCAGUUCAUCCUGCGGAGGACCGGCCCCAGUCUCAGCGGUGGUCAGGAAACGCCAACCACAGAGAGACGCCUUCCCCUACCCAGACCUUCAGAACCAGAGACCCUCAGACGCAGGGAGCCACAUAAAUCUCUCACUUUUAAUCUGGGUCACGCAACUUAUUCCAAGGGGACCAAAUCAACCAGGACCGUCCACAGAGCGUCCCCUGAACCACGGGCCUCCCCCGUCUCUUUCUCAGACGCUCCUGACCCCCUGAACGCUGUUUCCCCUCACCCCUCCACAGAGGAUGUGUUUAGGAAGAUUCUUCAGCAACAGAGAAGAUUACAAGACCUGGAGGUUCAGCUUCAAGCUCUGGAGAAGGAGACACAGGGGUGGGAGCGGGAGGGGCCGUCUACGGCUCCAUGUCUGAGUCCGGACGCUGCAGAGGAACUGGAGGAGCUGCAGUGGCGGCUGAGGCACAAUGAAGCAGAGCUGAUGAACAGAGGACACUGGGAUGAAGAGCUACAGACAGAGACAGACAGAGAACAAGAGAUGCACAGACGUCUGCAGCAGAUCCACUCGUCGGUGGUUGAUCAAAGUCUUGAGAUCAAAGAGCUUGUGACUCACUCUUCACACCUGGAACACGACAUCCAGCUCACAGCCUACAGACAGCAGGAGGCCGCCCGGCAGCAGGAGGAGGCGCUGAGGCCCCUGAGGGAGGAGCUUCACAACCGCCAGCAGCACGCAGAAGACGUGGACGCAACGCUGUCAGGGACACAGAGGGAGCUCCACGCUGCAGACAGCAUGCUGCAGGACAGAUGGGAGCUGGUUGAGGAGCUGAAUAAGGAGCUGAGACAGUGUAAACUGCAGCAGUUCAUCCAGCAGACCGGGGCUCCACCAGCCGAGCAGACCAACUCCCUGCUCCUCACCGACGUCUACCUCAGCAGCGCCGGAGUUAUCGAGUAACACAACGCUGCCACUGACAUGAAGGAAGAAAACAUUGUGCAGACCCUGCAGUGUUUGUUUGUGUGUGUGUGUGUGUGUGUGUGUGUGUGUGUGUGUGUGUGUGUAUGUGAGUCUUGAUCAUUUAUCAAAUAAAUUAUAGGCCACUGAUAAAGAACAACGGUAUUUUUGCUU
Pleuronectes platessa (European plaice) is the source of this 1505-nucleotide messenger RNA. RefSeq names its product ras association domain-containing protein 7. Bases 174 to 1334 code for a protein of 386 amino acids. NCBI's taxonomy places the organism in Eukaryota, Metazoa, Chordata, Actinopteri, Pleuronectiformes, Pleuronectidae. The record is from RefSeq and is a predicted model, not a curated record. The transcript is spliced from 6 exons. Gene Ontology annotation, biological process: signal transduction.